Molecule: messenger RNA, 1350 nt
Organism: Prunus avium (sweet cherry)
Lineage: Eukaryota; Viridiplantae; Streptophyta; Magnoliopsida; Rosales; Rosaceae
Product: polygalacturonase-like
Biological process (GO): carbohydrate metabolic process
Molecular function (GO): polygalacturonase activity
Source: RefSeq, a predicted model, not a curated record
AUGGCUCCUCAAGAAAUUGAUUUAAUCCCAUUCUUUUUCAUCAUCCUCUCUUUUGUUUCCUGCAGUUUACAAGACAUCCCACUCAACAAGUAUGUUGAGGAAGCAUCUCAAUUCGGUUCCCAAGCUUAUCCUUCAUACUUCGACAUGAUCGAUGAUGGCGGUAACUUCUCCAAAGACUUGAUCAAGCAAAGUUCAGACGUCCUAAGUUUGAAGAGCUUCGAUAAAGUGGGUGGCACUUCGGCUUCGGUAAAUGUCAAUGAUUUUGGAGCUGAGGGUGAUGGAGAAACUGAUGACACAGAGGCGUUUGAGAAGGCUUGGAAGGUCGCUUGUUCAUCUAAUGAUGAAGCUGUUCUGGUGGUGCCUGAGAAGAUCUAUCGCCUCAAACCAAUUCAAUUUUCAGGCCCUUGCAAAUCUGAAGUCACGGUUCAGAUUCUUGGAACCUUAAAAGCUUCCGAAAAUCUAUCUGACUUCAGCCAAGAUGGUAGACACUGGCUUGUCUUUGACACCGUCCGAAAUUUAUUGGUUGAAGGUGGUGGAGUCAUCAAUGGCAAUGGGGAACAAUGGUGGCAAAACUCAUGCAAAAUCAAUAAAUCUAAGCCCUGCAAGGACGCACCAACGGCACUCAUCUUUCAGAAGUGCAAGAAUUUGAGGGUGAAUAAUCUGAACAUACAAGAUGCGCAACAAAUUCAUGUGUCUUUCCAGAAGUGCAUGAAAGUUCAAGCUUCCAAUCUCUCAAUAAUUGCACCAGAGAAAAGCCCUAAUACUGAUGGAAUUCAUGUCACAGAUACGCAAAACAUACUCAUCACAAACUCUGUUAUAGCCACAGGUGAUGAUUGUCUUUCAAUUGUAAAUGGAUGCGGAAAGGUGCAAGCCACGAACAUUACCUGUGGACCAGGUCAUGGAAUCAGUAUUGGAAGCUUGGGAUCUGGACAUUCAAAAGCUUAUGUUUCAGAAAUUACAGUAAAUGGAGCUAUACUUUCUGGAACCACAAAUGGGGUUAGGAUUAAGACAUGGCAGGGAGGAUCCGGAAGUGCAAGCAACAUCACAUUUGAGAACAUUGAAAUGCACAAUGUUUCCAACCCGAUAAUUAUCGACCAAAACUACUGCGACAGAAAACCUUGCAAAGAACAGAGAUCAGCAGUUCAAGUGGAAAAUGUGGUGUACAAGAACAUUAGUGGAACAAGUGCUUCGGAUGUUGCGAUAAAAUUCGAUUGCAGCAAGAGCUUCCCUUGUAAGGGGAUUGUGUUGCAAGGUAUUAAUCUCCAGCGCGAGGAAGGGAAAGCGGCUAAAGCAUUAUGCAACCAUGUCAAUGUGAAUAGCAUAGGAGAUGUUUCUCCACUUUGCCCUUAG